GAUCCGAGCCCGGGUCCCCAGAAUGCCACCGGGGAUGGAGGUUUUGGGGUGGGGGGUGGGGGUGGAGGAGAAGGCCUCGAGAGGCUCAGUUCCUGUCGACGUCUCUGCUCACACAUUUGUUCCUCCCCACCAGGGGCCACCCUGAACGUCAUCCAGCUCCUUCAGCACUUCGAGCACCUGGCCCCGGUCCUGGCGCAGUCCGUGGCUACCUGGGCAGGAGACUACGGCCUCCGGUCCAUCGUCGGUGAGAUCAUGAGGGAGGUGGGAGUGGGGGAAGGAGCCCGCGAGUCGGCGGGAGCCCGGGCCUGCGCGGUGUUCCUGACGGAGCUGGCGGAUCGGGUGCCGGAGGCGAUGGUACCCAACGUCAGCCUGGUGUUGGACCUGCUGAACGGCGAGAGUUACACGCUAAGGAACGCUGUGCUGUCAGCCAUGGGCCAGAUGGUGACACGUGUACUAAGCGGGCCCGGCCUGGACGAUGGAGGCAGGGAGACGCGAGACCGCUUCCUCGACACCUUGCAGCUCCACGUGCACGACGUCCAUGCCUUCGUGCGGAGCCGCAGCCUGCAGGUCCUCACCCAUGUCGUCCAGGAGAAGGCACUCCCUGUAAAGAGAUUCCAAACUCUCGUCAGCCUGGCAACCGGGCGACUGCGUGACAAGUCGGUCAACGUUUGUAAGCACGCCAUCCAGCUGCUGGCCGUGAUCCUGGCAAACAACCCUUUCAUGUGGAAGCUCAGCAUCACGGACCUUCAGGCUGCCCACGAGAAGGAAGUGGUGAAACUGACAGAGAUGCGUGGGGAGAAGCAGGUCACAGCCAUGGUUUUGGAGCCGGACCAGGAGUGGGAGGCCAUGCAGCCGGAGAUCCUGGUGACGAUUGAGGAUGUGCUGGGAUCCCGCGGAGUGGCGGGGGCGGACGGCGAUGAGGAGGAGGAGGCCGAGGAAGGACGUGACUUGGAGGGAGAGAGCGUGGCGGUAGGAGAGGGAGCCGACUUGAUCUGCCAGCGUGUGGGCUGUCUCCUGAAGAAGGCCAAGUACAAGCCAGCUGUCCGACUGGUAUUAAAUGCGUGGGAGCAAUUUCCAGACGAGGCCCCAUUUACAACCGAGACCCGGGAGGAUGCUAAGUGCGGACAAACCCGUCCACACAAAGCUGGCCUGCUGAAGGUGGUGGAGGCCUGUUUCAGAGGUCAGCCGCGAGCGGGAGCAGAGCCCCCAGUGUCGGGUGCGGAGGUCAGCGAGCAGCGCCCUCUCGGGGAGACCCCUGAACCCUCCGAGCUGGCCAAGCAGGAGGUGCUGGUCCAGUACCUGGAGGACACCCUGACCUUCGCCACCAGGAUCGAGGGGGCCAUCGAGAUCGUCAGCAAGUUCCUGACGUCCAAGAACCCCUCGGUGGUCCAGGAAGCCAUCCAGUUCUUUGUGACCAUUUCCGAAUUCGGGAUCGCCCAGGCGCUGCCGGGAAUGCGCCAGAUGCUGCCGCUGGUCUGGUCGAAGGAAGCUGGGGUGAAGGAGGCGGUCACGGAUGCUUACAGACGUCUGUACCUCGACACAGGCGGGCACAGCCGGAAGCCCCAGGUCCUGGUACAGCAGCUCACUGCUCUCAUUUUCGAUGCCAGUAUGGAAACCAUUAAAUGUCUGGAACAGCUGGUCAGUGAUUUUGUACAGAAAAAGGAGAUUGAGCCCGCGGUGAUCCAGUUGUUGUGGGAGUGUCUUACGGAGAAGGUGCCGUGCUCACCGGACGAGAGGAGGGCAGCAGUCAUCCUGCUGGGCAUGGCUGCUCGCGGUGAGCCGGAGAUUGUGGGCAGUAACCUGGAGACUCUGUACACGGUCGGCCUGGGACCAUGCGUUCGACAGCAGCAAGACUUCCAGCUGGCCCGAGACAUCUGCCUCACCAUUGGCAAGAUUUCUCACAGCCAGAAGAAGCUGCUCAGCGGCAGCACUGUGCCAUUCCGCCUGCCCCACGAUCACCCACUUUUCACCCACAUCGCCGACACUGUCUCUGAAGGUUUCCCAUCCCGGAGUCCUCACUGGCGCCCCUUCGCCGAGGCUGCCGUCGGCCUGAUCUACCAACUGGCCGAGAACCCGGACCGCCUCUGUGGGGGUCUCCUGGCACGCUGCGCCCGCCUGCUGGCUCAGCGCCCGGCUCCCAGGGCAGAAGAGGAGGAGGAGGAGGUGGCAGUGCCACCCAGUCAACGAUCGGAAGAGGCCUGCAACGGCCAAGCAGACCCUGGGGACCCGAAAGCCGUGACUGCGCCCGCCCACCUGUUGACCAACCUGAUCUCCCUGGUGGGGCAUGUGGCCCUGCAGCAGAUGCUGCAUCUGGAGAGGGCGGUGGGCCCGGAACUGCAGCGUCGCCGACUGAGCCGGGAGCGGCAGGAUGCCAAGGACAAGCUGAAGGGCAAGGGCAAGAGAGCCAGCUGCAGUGCCAUGGAGGACGAGCUAGGCCUGACCGAGGCAUCAGUGGACGACACCGAGGCGGAGUUGGUGCGGAGAAUCUGUGACGUGGAGCUGCUGGACGAACACCAGCUUCUGUCUGCCUUUGUGCCGCUGAUCGUGAGGGUUUGCACCAGCCCCGGCAAGUACAGCGAUGCUGACCUGUGCACAAUUUCCGCUCUGGCCCUCUGCAAGAUCGCCAUGGUCAGCCACGACUUCUGCGAAAGCCAGCUCCGCCUGUUGUUCACCAUGCUUGACAAGUCGGCACUGCCCAGCAUCCGCGCCAACACCAUGGUGGCUCUCGGUGACCUCUCCUUCCGUUUCCCCAACCUCGUUGAGCCAUGGACCCCGCACCUCUAUGCCAGGCUGCGGGACAGCUCUGUGUCCGUCCGCCGCACUGCUCUCAUCGUGAUGACCCACUUGAUCCUGAAAGACAUGGUGAAGGUGAAGGGGCAGAUCAGCGAAAUGGCCGUGCUCCUGGUCGACGGGGAUGAGAGAAUCUCUUCGCUCGCCCGCAGCUUCUUCAACGAGCUCUCCAACAAGGGCAAUGCCGUCUACAACCUCCUCCCUGACAUCAUCAGCCGCCUUUCGGACCCAGACUGUGGAGUGGAACAGCAGCCUUUCGAGCUCAUCAUGAGGCAGAUGUUCAGCUACAUCACCAAGGACAAGCAGACCGAGAGCCUGGUGGAGAAACUGUGUCAGAGAUUCCGCACGGCAAGGUUGGAGAGACAGCACCGUGACCUGGCUUUCUGCCUGUCACUGCUGCCUGCCUCCGAGCGUGGGCUGCGUAAGCUGCAGGAGAACUUUGAAUGCUUCGCCGACAAACUGACAGAUGACGUGGUUUACCAGCACCUGGCAGGAAUCGCUAGCAAGUUACACCGGGGCAUCAAGCCAGAUCUCAAGGUCCUGGUGGAGGAGUUUGAACAAAAGAUCUCCCGCUAUCACAACCGUGGUCUGGACGACGACGAGGUGAUCACCGCCAAGCCUGCACCGGGUAAGUGGGUACAGGCCGCAACGCCGGGGGCGGGUGGCAUGGGGCGCCUGACCAACGAGCGACAACACCCCGAGGCUGCGCCGUCUCAUAACGUCGCUCACAGCCUCUCGAAAGCAGCUCCUCACUCCCGAGCCAUGUCCGUCUGGUCG
This is a messenger RNA of Rhincodon typus (whale shark), 3567 nucleotides long. RefSeq names its product non-SMC condensin I complex, subunit D2 (gene ncapd2). Gene Ontology annotation, molecular function: histone binding. Lineage: Eukaryota; Metazoa; Chordata; Chondrichthyes; Orectolobiformes; Rhincodontidae. The record is from RefSeq and is a predicted model, not a curated record. The annotation marks the transcript as partial. Gene Ontology annotation, cellular component: condensed chromosome, centromeric region; nucleus. The transcript has 23 exons. Gene Ontology annotation, biological process: mitotic cell cycle; mitotic chromosome condensation; meiotic chromosome condensation.